Messenger RNA from Eimeria necatrix, 6630 nucleotides. Its product is annotated as Proteophosphoglycan 5, related. The record is from RefSeq and is a predicted model, not a curated record. The transcript has a single exon. The coding region runs from base 1 to 6630 and encodes 2209 amino acids. NCBI's taxonomy places the organism in Eukaryota, Apicomplexa, Conoidasida, Eucoccidiorida, Eimeriidae.
AUGCAUGCUGUAUGUGGAAACAAUCUACAAAAGAACAUUGACCGAAGCGCGACAGACACAUUGGAUGGCAAGAAAACACAGAGUAGAAUAGAGACAGCAGAAGGCCACAUCCUCCAGAAUAACAGCGAAAUGCCUCCAGAUCAUUCGGAGAACAAGAGCGUUUGGAGCCCGCAGCUGCACGAAGCCUUCAGUGAUGUAAUGGUUGGUACAAAGGCCGCUGAUGUUCUUCCUGGGCAUGUAGCUCUGCUUUCUCCUGCUGUUGCCAAAGCAGUUCAAAGAGAGAGCUUUGAAUGGUCGCUUCCAGCAGCAGCAGAGACGGAAGCUUCACCGAAGGGUCAGAUGGAGACAGAGGAAGCACUGGAUGCCAGACUUGUAGGUGCUCACGAUGGUCGCCUUGAGCUUUCAAAAGGAAGUUCGCCCGUCGCGAAGCGGCUCCCUCAAUCGCCAUCACGUGGGCUCCCAAGCGACCUUGAAGACCCAGGAGAAAUGAGGUCACCUUCGCGGGAAGCAGCAGACCGAGAUGUGCAGGAAGACACGGAGAUGGAACCUUAUGGUAUAUCGACCCAGCAAGGAGACGAGAAUAAAGGAACAAGCAAGAGCUCUCCUGGUGCUACGGAACUGAAUGCCACAGAUCCAAGUGCCACAACGCCUGCAGACCCUCGGAAGUCCCGAACUGACAGCAGCACAGAAGAGCCAUUCCCCCGAAGUCAGGACUUCCAGAGGGAGGAAGCACUAAAAGGCGAACGCUCUAGAGAUGACGGAGAUAAACAAGAAAAAGCGGACGCUUGGCAGCCUCUCGGACGGGGCUGUGCCUCUUCCGCUACACCCGUACAGCCUUUCCAAGUAGCAGCAACUGUGAGCCUAGGGGCAAAUUCCGGAGAAACAGAGACGCUCCUGCCUGAAUAUCGUGAAGGCCAGUGUCCCAAAAACUUUGCAACAGGCAAAGGUCCCAUCAAGGCCGUGCCCGACGAUAGCACGAGGCAAGUUAAAGAAUCAUAUUCCUUUGCAGAGGCUACCAAUGGCCCUCCUGCUAGGCUGCUGAGCACUGAAGCUCACACUACAGUCCAAGAGGUUCCUGUGGCCUCCGAGACUGAGACUCAUAAGGGUUUUGAUGCAUCUAAAGUCGUCAACUCGCCUCAGGCUCCUGGAAAGUCUUCCAACGUUCAUGAGGUUCCCCAAACGUCUGCAGUUGUUGGGAAAGUUGAGGCCGCUGAGGCAAGUGAGGCUCACAAGGUCUUCGAGGCUCCGGAGAUACUCAAUGUCACUAGUUCUCCAAACGCUUCUCAGGCUUCCGAAACUUUUGAGGUCCUUAGGGCCCCAAAGGUCCUCGAAGACGUCAAACGCUACGAAGACGCCAUUGCCCCAGAGAUUCAGACAGAUCCACAGAUCUCUAACGUCCCUACAGUCCAUGACAAUUUGCUAGCUAGACAAAACAGUGCAGCAUCGAACGGUGAUGAGCCUGAAGCUCUCUGUAAACCUGUAGAAGCCAAAGUCUUCAGAGUCGUACAAACGGGAGAGGCAGCCCAAGUGGCGGCGACCAAACCCCACCCAAAAAUACUUGCAGCGACGGGAGCCGGAGAAUCCAACUGCCCUGCUAAUUGCGGAGAUCUAGCUGAUCGUGAGUCCGAAUUAUUGCCCGGUGGUCAAAGCAUUGACCUUCCGACCUCUCGAGACUACCGCAAGGUCAUCGAUGUAGCGUCCACAUUCCCGCUUGGCGUCCGACUGGAGCUGCAGGAGCCCUUGAAAGGUAACACGCACGAGUCUAUCAAGGUGCCGAGUAAAGACAGAGAAGGCAGCGCAGCUGGUGUGGAAACUGCUGAAGAGCUUCCAGGGAACUUCCACUUCCCUGAAGAAGCUACCGCCACCGCAAUACCACCAGAUCACAGCCAAAUGCAUGCCCCUGCAAAGUCUGCAGCAGAUGCCACCGUCGUUACAGCAGCAGCAGACAUAUCAGGUAAACGUGCAGCAGUACCCACUCCGGCAACAGCAGCACCGACGCAGCCAGAGCAGGAAGCGCACUCUGUUUCCAGCGCAAAGGUAGCCCUAGUGUCAAGCAGCGACGCAGAGCCACUUCCUUCUGUUGGAUCUCAAGGUGGAACGACGCUGUGUAAGAGUAAGGAAAGCUCUGCAGCCUUCGCCGAUCCUCCACCAAGCUCUUACCUAGCCCUGAAGAGACCCCAAGCUGCUUGUCAGCGUCAGAACGUCGCAAGUGCAGGAUGCGUGGCAGACGCGGAAAAGGCAGUAUUGGCAGUCUCUGGAGACCCUGUUGCUCCCCUUAGUCCUGUCGCAGAACCUCUUGCCGUUGGUGCCGCCAACACUGUGAGCAAUGCGCCGGCAGAGGAGACAGUUGCAGAUCCCCCACAGCCUCUCGAUAGCCCAGAAGACAACCGUCUUGCAGUGCCGCUGGAUCCGCAGAGCAUUUUGAGCGGAGCAGGGGAGAAGAAUCAACGGGAGAGCGUUCAUUUGUUUCCAAACCAGGAGCUCGCCAUAAGCUCACCCACUCUCCCAGCCCCUUGUACGGCCUUGCAAAACCUACCACAGGGUGCACAGCCUGCUGCUGAGUUUGUCGCCUGCAUGAGCAAUGCAGAGAAGUCCUUUAGAGCGGUUGAACAGGAAGUUGCAGAGCUCCAGCCUCCACCGGCAAGUCAACCUGCCUCCCCAGUUGCGCCUACUGAAGGAAAAGGGAGUGAUCCGUCGUUUGGUACCACAAAUUCCCUGCAGGAACAGAUAGAGCUAGGAUCAGCGUCUGCGGCGCUCCACAGCGGCGGUCGCUCGGACAAUGAAGAAGGAGAAAAGAAGCCUCGAGGGGGAAAAGAGUUCUUGGGGGCCACAACACUUCCAAGGACACACAUUCAGGCAGAAACCAAUCUACCAUGUAAUGGCAUCUCAAAGGCUCAAACAGAGGACCUCCCAGGGGCAACUACGCAGAAUUCGUGUGCGGUAAAGGAGGAAGCGAAUGCAGUUGCAAGAACUGUUCAGCUCUCUGCGUCAGAAGAACUAAGCACUUCACUGGGAAGCAAUGGCCGGGCCAACGACGCCAAAAAUGACAACAUCGCAAAUGCAGCUGUUCGCAAUAACAGCAACGCUGAAUGCAGAAGCAGUGCCAAAGCAAGCAGAAGCAGCACCAUGGAAGGGAGUGAACGGAAAGCUCAAAGCACUACAGAAGGGGGAACAGUAUGCCCAAAGGAGAACUCAAGGGGAAGCUUCCCCUCUAUGAGCUCGGGCUGCUCGGUAAGGGUAUCGACGACUCCGUUGCCACCUGGCCAGAGCAGCUGGCGCAUGCAGAUUGUGGGGCAUAGUCUAGGAGGGGCCCCACCUGCUACUAACCGCUUUUCUGGGGCAUUGGACUCGGUUGCAACCAAGAAGCUUUCGGAAGAACAAAUGGAGGAGCCCCUUGUCAUAGAAAACGUAGUUGUAAAGCACGCUCCCAUCACCGCGCCUCUUCCCUACAGGAAAUCCCCAGAAUCUUCCCUUAGGACAUUCUCUCGCCCGUUCUCUCCAGUUACAGAGGUCCCUAAGCUCCAGGAGACGCUGCAGGGAAGCGCUGCGGCGCCAUUAGUCAAGCUUCCUUCCAGCUAUGUAUCUGAUGGGCAGUCGGCAUUGGCAUCAUCAGCAGCAAACGCUCCAGCACCAGCAACAGGAGAGGGAGCAGGAAGAGUACAAGAAACAACAGCAUCCCACUUAGCGGCUGAGCUCCGUGUAGACGGUGUCAGGCCUCCAGUCAAGUCAUUCCAGUCUAAUGGGGUAUUGCCUCCUAGAACAGCCCCUUCCAACAUUUCUCGGAACCCCUCCUUGUUCUCCCCAGGUGCCGCUGGAGUCUGUCGGCCAGCAUCCGCUGUGAUGUCAAUGUUGCAUGGGCCUUCUGGUGCUUCAGUUUAUGGUCCUGCAUCAGGUGCCCCCAGCAUGAUGCCAAUAUGUGAAAAAGCAGGCGACUCCUCACCAGUGAGAACCCUUUUGCCACUUGGUGUGUCUCUUUCCCCUGUCCCUGCAAUUCCGCGCUCUAUUUCCAGAAGAAAUAGUCAAGAUCCGCUCCCUACACAGUCACCAACAGCCUCUUCGGAUCGAGAGUCCCGAAGACUACCAUCCCUACCUCCUUGCCCAAACACUUCUACAAGCAUAGAAUCAGCCACACAAUUGACUUCAAGUUGGUCGAACCCCGUAGCCGCCCCUGGUGGACCUAAACUAACCAAACAUGUAUCUCCAGUCGUCACAUCCCCGGCGUAUAGGAGUGGAACCCCACUUGUCACGGCAUUCAGGUCCUUACCCUUAGCCGCACCUGGGGAAGCACAGAGGCCUCCUACACUGGAGCAUGUAAACCACUUAAGACAGACAGUGGACUCACCACAAGAUGGGGCAGCAAAAGUUGCUGCUGCAGCGACUUCCCCCAUGUUCAACCCGAGGUCGCCUCUCCCUGUCGGGCUCCCUUCAAGUUCUGUCACUGCAAACACGGAAGGCAGCCAGCAACCCGUGAGGCUCACAGUCCCACGUAAGGCUCCAGGCUCCCACAGUCAUGGGAGCUUGCUUGUAUCGAUAAACCCACGGCCGCCUAAUGCUAGUCAAGGCAGUGCAGGUCAAGGGGGUGACAUACCAAGCCUCUCCUUCCCCGCCUCGCUGCUGCCAACGGGUAGGCUUCCUCUUGUCAAGUGGCCCUCAACGGCCUCUCCAAAAGCAGAGCCUUCAACGGCACUAGCAAAACCAACAGCGCCACCAGCACCUAAUCCAAUAUUACCUGUAACAGCAGCACCAGCACCAGCAGCGACAGCAGCAGCAGCAACUGCACCGGCUCGCGCAGUACCAGCGGCCCCAGUCGCGCCAGCAAAAAUGGCACCGGCGCCACCUGCAGAAGCAGCAGCUGCACCACUACUACGGCCAGCGCCAGCAGCCCCAUUUCUGAUAUUGCCAGCAACAACGGCACCGGCGAGAGCAGCAACAGUAAAAAUGGCGCCGGCGCCGGUAGCAACGACAGCAGUAGCAGCAUCAGCACAAGCAGCAGGCGCAGCAUCGGCACCAACAGUAUCAGCAUCAGCAUUGGCAGAAUUAUCUGCGUUAACACUACGAGCGAUAGGGACAAAAGCAUCAGCACCAGCACCAGCAGCACAAGCAUCAGGGACAAAAGCAUUAACAGCAGCACCAGCAACGCCAACAACAACAGCACGAGCAGCAGCAGGUGCAACAGCAAUACCGACAGCGGCACCAGCAGCGGCGCCGUUAGCACCACCAACACACGAUAAUGCAACCGUUUUAAACCAUCCCAAUGUUCCCAAUGUUGCUGGAGGGCCCCUGCGCUCCGCCCAGUGGCUGCCCGCACCUGCCUUCAGCAGACCCUCAACUCCAAGCUUCUCCACCAGCUCCUUGGCUGUAUCAAUUUAUCCCUCAUCAGGAAGAGAGUCGCCUCUACCCUGGAGGGCCCCAGGGCCAUGUGCCAGCCACGGUCCUACUCCGUCUGCCCAGCCUUCAGAUCCUUCUGUCUGUUCUGUCCCGUUCACGAGACAUCCACCGCCGCUUCGACCUCCAGGGGCACCACUGGUGAUGCUGCCUGCCAGAAGGCCCUCAGCUUUUGUCCCUGUGCCGGGGAGGCAGCCGGUAAGCGCUCAACAGACGCAGCCAGGUGGAUCCCUUGAGUCUGUUGCUUCUAUUCCCGCCGCCGGCGUCGUCAACCCAGCUCUUGCGCUGCCAAGCCAGACCCCUGCAGUGUCUGCAAAUCCCAGCAUGAUGAGGAGUCUAAGCGGCCGCCCCUUUGGUGCACUGAGAGGGCCGUUUCGGCCGCCUUUUUCCCCUCUCCUUCCACCCUUAAUUCGCCCUGCUGAAGGGGCUGCUGAGGCACCGCGGUCAGCACUACAGCAGCCUUCCACUUCACAAGGGCAGCAGUUGGAGGGGGCAUUGAGGAUGCCGACGCUGCAACCCCAAACUUCACUUACUUCCUCGGCACCUGUAGGUGUGACGGAGAGCUCAGCUGCGGCUUUGCAACAGUUUAUGGGACCUCAUAGCAAGGGAGGAAGUUCCUCAUCUCCCACUGCUGCGCAAAAUAGCCCACAAACCAGGAGGUCCCCUGCACAGGCAAAUGCAGGGGAGACAGAAGCCUUCAAAGGAAUAGUUAAGUGCCCACAGCCGCUCCCACGGCCUGCUGAGGGGCCUGGGUUUCUGGCGGAUGGCCAGUUCAACCCACCCAGUACAUUCUCCGCCGCAACCACGAAGCCUGUGUUUACUUCAGUUCUGGCCAGCGGGCUCCCCCGAGCACCUGUAUCUGGGCACCCCAAUCUCCCAUCAACAGCUGCCCUUCAUGGCACUUCCGCUUCAGCUACAAAAGCGGCACAGCUACUACCAUCUUCAUUGUCCGCAGGCGCGGAGAUGCUAGGAGGGCCUCCACAGGUCCCAAUGAAGCUUCCCAUUCCACCAUCUCCCCCGCCAAUAGUCCCUACAAUGCAGAAAGUGGAACAACAGCACCCAUCAUGGAGGCCUCCUAAUGAGGCAGCGUCACCAGGCCAAAUGCUCACGCCGGCCGCCAUAGGUUUCAGCAGGCCUGCCACCGUAGUGCCUGCUGAAGAGCCCCCUACGACCAAUCCUCUGACUCGGGUGGAUAGCUCGACGGUGGCGGCCAGGAACCAAACAAUUGGCAACCCGGCAAAGUAA